Molecule: messenger RNA, 5088 nt
Organism: Plasmodium fragile
Lineage: Eukaryota; Apicomplexa; Aconoidasida; Haemosporida; Plasmodiidae
Exons: 1
Coding region: 1-5088 (1695 amino acids)
Biological process (GO): phospholipid translocation
Cellular component (GO): plasma membrane
Molecular function (GO): ATPase-coupled intramembrane lipid carrier activity; nucleotide binding
Source: RefSeq, a predicted model, not a curated record
AUGUUGCACACGCAGGUUAUGAACCUCCUGGAGUGGGUGUCCACGAAAAUUAAGGGGGCCAGCAACGAAAACAGAAUAUACCUCAUCUCUAACUUUGAAGUUAAAAAGGAAAACCAUGAGAUGUACAUAAAGAAAGCUCAAGAGAAGCUGAAGGAAGAAGACCUCAACAUAGACCUAAUAUAUGGAAAAAAACACAGAAAUGAAAUAAGAACAGCAAAAUAUAAGGUGUAUAGCUUCCUGCCUCUAAUCGUAUUUUUUCAAUUCUUACGUUUGGGUAAUUUAUAUUUUCUGUCCAUCUCCAUGCUACAACUAAUCCCUGAAAUUACAGACUCCAAGGGAAUGCCCACCUACCUCAUCCCACUUGUCUUCAUAAUCGUUGUGGCUAUGAUCAAAGAAUUUUUUGAAGACCUACAAAGGCAUAAAUCGGACAAUGAAGAAAACAGUAAGAAGACCAUGGUUUUUCAUGAAGGCAUUUUGAAGGAAAAAAAAUGGGCAGAUGUAAAGGAUGGAGAUGUUGUUAAAAUAUUUUCUUAUGAAUAUUUUCCUGCUGAUUUAAUUAUUCUGAAUUCAUCAAACAAAAAAGGAAUUGUAAAUAUCGAGACGAAGAAUGUAGAUGGAGAAUCUAACGUGAAACAAAAGUAUUGUCUUCCUCAUGUAGUAAAAUACUUCCAGGAUGAUAAUCAUGCUGGGUACUGCCAAGCAGAAUUAAUAAGUGAAAGUCCUAACGAUAACAUUUUUGAGUACAAGGGACACAUGCUCUUUCCUCCUCUUCAAUACAAAAAGGACGGAGGGCAAGUUGUACAUUUUUAUGAUGCAGAUAGGGGUGGCACCAUUUCUGCGGAGGACCAAGCCUGGGGCACAAAAGGGGAAAAAAACACAACGAAAAAAAAUAAUAACACUUAUUAUGAUCAUAGCGGUGAAGAGAAUAGGGAAGGAGUCACCCCUCGAUCUAAUGACAAAGAGGGAUGUGACCAAAUCGAUGCUGCUCCCCCCUGCACAGAACCCACGGUGGUCCAGGUCACCAUCGACAAUGUAGUUCUCAGGGGAACGUCCCUUGUAAACACCAAGUGGAUCUAUGGACUUGUUAUAAACACAGGAAAUAGAACCAAGUUGAUGAAAAAUGCUUCCACCAAGUCAAGGCAAAAAUGGUCUAGAUUAGAAUUCGUGUAUGGGAACCACGUCAUCGUCCUCAUCAUAUGUCAAGUGUUAAUUUCCUUCAUCGUUGCUAUAGCUGGUGUUUUGUGGAUGAGGAGAAAGGGCUACAACUUAUGGUACUUAAAUUUAGGUCAUCAGGCAGAUAGCCUCAAAACAUUUUUUAUAACCAUUGGAUCUAUGAUUCUUCUCUUUGGGUCCUUCAUACCAGUGGACCUACUUUUGAUUUGGGAGGUCGUUCGACUUUUACAAGGUUACCUAAUAAAUUGGGACAACGAUAUGUACAGCGCUAAGAGUGGAAGACACGCCUUAAGCAAAGCUGGUCAGCUACUUGAAGAAAUGGGAAAUGUCACCCACAUUUAUUCAGACAAGACUGGGACACUCACGCAGAACAUUAUGCAAUUGCAGAAUAUUGGUUUGGGAAAUAAGGGCAUUUAUGGGUUUUACGAUUUUAGUAACAUUAAGGAGAAUAUCAUGAGGAGGCGCAGGGAGGGCAGUGAUGACUUCUCGGACCCAUUUGCCCCGGGCAGCGCAAGAAGUAGGGGCAGUGCAGGCAGCAAGAUAAGCGCGGUAAGCGGUGGGGACGAAAUGCCCACCAGGGACAGUGCCAACCCAAACAUCAGCUCCGAGGACGGCAGCAGGGAGUCCUGCGAACUGCCCCCCCUCACGUGGUCCAAGACCUCCGUCAACCCACACAAGGAGAAAAAGAGCCUCAUGCACAGGAAUAGCCUCACCACUGAGCAGGCGGCCACAGAUGUAUACACAGAGGAUGACUUCGAAAGGGGCGAAAACGAUUUUGUUUUCUUCAACAGAAUUCUCUUCGUCAACAAAAUAUACAGCAUCAGAAAUGACGUCCAGGACCAGGUGCACUUCCUCCUACUCGUCUUCAGUCUCUGCCACAGCGCGAUGAUAAGAAAUGUAGACAUUGAUGAGAUGGACGAGGGAGGGGCAGCGACGAACGAGACAGUUGAAGGGGGUGCGGUUUCGGCAGGGGUACCCCCCGUCGCUUCUACCGCCGCUGCAGCAGCAGUCGCUUCCCGUGCGUCAUCCAGUGAAGGCAACCCGGAGAAGACCAAGAUAUUCGACCGAGAAACCAUGAUCAACUACACGUAUCUCACACAGCCACAGCCGCAGUACGACGCCAGCUCACCGGACGAGUUGGCCCUGAUAAGUACGGCCCUCUACCUGGGAUGCGAAUUCGUGAAUAGACCUAACCUAACGACCAUCGAAAUUGAGUUGACGUCCACCUUCGCCCAGAGGUUCAUCCUGGGGGAAAAGGCGUACAACGAUUUUCUGCAGAAGAAGGGUUACUAUGAAGACAAUUUUGAUGCGUGCUUCCCGGAGGUGAACUCGCCCAGGGAGAGAAGGAGAGAGUCAAGGAUAAAUGAUGCUGCUGAGAAGGGGUGCGACGAACGGGGGAGUGCUAACCAGGAGAGUCGCGAAGAGGAGGUUGCCGGAGCCCCCUUCCUCAUGUCCAUCCCGAUGAGGAAUAUCUUCUCGCAGAACAGAACCAACCCGAAGGAGGUGACCAAAAGCGAAGGGAAAAAAAGUAACAAGCGGGUGGUUAUCCCUAUACUGGCCUACGAAAUACUUGACGUCUUCGCAUUUGAUAAUGUGAGAAAGCGCAUGUCCCUAAUUGUAAAAAAUGAAAAGAAGGAAAUCUACAUGCUGGUCAAAGGAGCAGACACCAGUGUGUUGAAGCUAGCAGCAAAAAAUCAGGAGCAUAUCGUAGACCACGUGAUGUACCAGCUCAAUGCAUUUGCUACAUCUGGGUUAAGAACCCUCGUAUUGGGAUAUAAACAUUUGACGGAGGAAGAAUUUACGAAAAUGUAUCAGGAUCAUGUGGAGGCGAGAAAAAGGUCAGAGAUGAGUAAAGACCAUGAAGGAUGUUUAGGAAAGUUCUACGAUGAAGCAGAAGAUAAUUUAAUUAUUAUUGGCUGCACAGGGAUUGACGACAAGUUGCAGGACGACGUUCCACAGGUGAUACAGGAUCUGCGAGACGCUGGAAUGACCAUAUGUGUUCUUACAGGAGAUAAAUUAGAAACGGCCAUAAACAUUGGACAUUCAAUUAACAUAUUAAAUAAAGAAACAUACAACGCAGUGUUCACAGAAACAGACCCGAAUGUUUUGUUAGAACAAAUGAUUAUUCAUGAAAAAAACACCAACGCAGCAAAUUUGCUAAAUGUAGACCAUGGAACAAAAUGGUGGAAUAGCGUCAACUGGGAAAAUUUAAAUUUAGAUCUACGAUCAGAAACGAUUUUGAAUUUCAUGAAAACUAAUUUUUAUGGAUCCAUCAACAAGAGCAUCAUAUCAUCUUCUAACAUGUACAAUUUGAAAAAUGAUAAUUCUUUACCAGAACUAGCUAAGCAGGAAAAAAUAUUCAACUCUUUCCUUGAGUCCAGUGAAUCAUUUGCUAACAAUUGUAAUGAUGUGGAAAAGAGCAAAGCUAAAGACAAGGUCCACUACUCACAGUUUUCUAUAACCAUCACUGGAGAAGCAUUAGACGAAAUUAUGAAAAGCAAAAUUUUAAAAAUAAAAUUUUACACUUUAGCUAGAAGUGCAUCUACACUCAUUGCUUGUAGAGUGACACCAAAGCAAAAGUCCCUUUUGGUGAAGGAAAAUUCUGCCUUCAAUCCAAGGGGAACCUCUUUAGCCAUUGGAGAUGGGGCAAAUGAUGUGGGCAUGAUUCUAAUGGCUAAUGUUGGGGUUGGCAUAGCUGGCAAGGAAGGGUUACAAGCAGCCAGGUCAUCAGAUUUUACCAUAAGUGAAUUUAAGUACUUAAAAAAAUUACUCUUCGUCCAUGGAAGGGAAUCUCUAAGGAGGAAUUCCUUUUUAGUGUACUUUUGUAUUUUUCGAAAUGUGAGUUUUUGUCUCUGUUCGAUGGUUUUGAAUUUCUGGACAGGGUACAGUGCCAUAGAUGCGUGGAACCCAUGGACCAAGCAAAUCAUUAACAUCGCUUUUACGUCCCUCCCUGUUAUCUUUUUUGUUGCUCUAGAUAAGCAACUCCCUCAUCGUAUCCUCUUGAAAAAUCCCCUCCUAUACGAGACCUCUCCGUCCACAUUAUGGCCUCUUUACUCGAACAGAAAAAUCGAAUUCUACACAAACAAAAUAAAAAGGGUUUACAAAAACGUUUUCCAUUUUUGCCUGAUCCCUUUUAGAUUCAUUCCCUUCUUUCAAAAGUCCACAAACAAAAUGAAGUCCUGGAUUGGAAAACGAUCAAAACCAGAGAAGUACAGAUCCUAUGGUACUCAUUACCUUUUCGUUUAUUUACUUUUUGCCAUUUGGCUAGCUACAGUAGAAACUAUCAUUAUGCUACACUUUGCCACUGGUCAGGUAGACUCAGUAAUUAAGGACCACCACAAUGUAGAUAUCGACUUCCAUACCUUUUCACAAAUUCUUUACACCCACCACGUCAUAGCAGUCAAUGCAGUCGUUGUACUUUUAACCAACACAUGGUUCGUCAUUUCUCACAUUGUCCUGUGGAUUGAAAUUAUUGCAACUUUCUUUUUUUGGUUCAUCGUAAGUAAUACGAAACUCUUUUUAGAUAUUAUAGGGGCUGAUGAAUUACAUGGCACAUUUGAAAAGGCACACUCUUCAGGAAAUUUUUACCUUUCGAUCCUCGUCUCCCUGUACGCUUCUCUCUUACCUUUGAUUCUACUUAUGACGUACCAGUUCAUGAAGAAACCUACCAUGGAGCAAAUUGUCCUGGAGCAACUCAAGCUGGGUAAGUUUGAAGGUCUCCGGAAGUAUGAAGUUAAGAAACUCGCCUACAUUGACAGCAAGAACAGUUCUCAUGUCUUUUCGCACAAGGGCUUCGCCUUCGCCGUCGAGGCCAAGGAAGCCUUUUGGGGCCUCGUGCAGAAGGCCAUUUACAAAAUUAAAAUUCCCCUCGCCAAGGACGAGGCGGGCUCGGCCAAACUGAGGCGCAAAAAUUGA